This is a messenger RNA of Ceraceosorus guamensis, 4542 nucleotides long. Its product is annotated as multidrug resistance-associated ABC transporter. Gene Ontology annotation, biological process: transmembrane transport. Gene Ontology annotation, cellular component: membrane. The record is from RefSeq and is a predicted model, not a curated record. Gene Ontology annotation, molecular function: ABC-type transporter activity; ATP binding; ATP hydrolysis activity. Lineage: Eukaryota; Fungi; Basidiomycota; Exobasidiomycetes; Ceraceosorales; Ceraceosoraceae. The transcript has 10 exons. Bases 1 to 4542 code for a protein of 1513 amino acids.
AUGGCAGGUUCGCAAGUCGGUGAAGAGGCCAUCGAGGUGCGCUGCAGUCCCAAUAGUGAUCUGGAAAGCGCAGCGUCACGUCCAUCGUCGCAGCGCAGCAAUGGCUUCGACCGAAAAGACGCCGGAAAGACGGUACGACCCAUUGACGAGCGCCCCUUGGUGCCGGAUCAAAAGGCGUCUUGGCUUAGCAUGCUGCUUUUCAUGUGGGUUUCUCCCAUCAUGCGCCUCGGCUUCAAGCGAACGCUGCAAAAGGAAGACAUGUGGCGCUUGGAUUCCAGCCGACAAGCAGAGGCGCUUGGGGAUGAUCUUGAGUCCUUCUUUUACGAUCGGUGCGCUCCACGCAGGAAACCCCUGGCCGUCAAGCAACGAGAAGCCGCAGCUGCGCGCUUGUCGGACUUCAAAGUGGGGGCUAAGCAAAAAGUACCCUUGCGAUCGCGAAAAGAUUUCACCACACCCUUCUUUGAGCCAAAAGCCAAGUACGACGAGUCACUGACGUGGGCGCUUCACAAGCUCAUUUGGAAGAGGCUCUGGCUUGCAGGCUUCCUGAAAUUGCUUGCGGAUGGUCUGACAGUCACGUCGCCGCUCGUCACGAAGGCCCUGCUUGACUACAUCGGGCAGGCCUACGUGUAUGCGAAUACUCCGGACGCAGCCGCAGUGCUCCCAAAGCCCCCAAGCCAAGGGACAGGAUGGGGUCUCGCCAUCGGUCUCUGGGGUAUGAUGCAAGCCUCCUCCCUGCUUACCAAUCAGUUUUUCUACUCGGCUAUGUAUUGUGGACUGCAGAGCCGGGCCUCCCUAACCUCCAUCCUGUUCCGCAAAGGGCUACGCCUGUCAUCCAAGAGCAGGCUGAAGCAUACCACUGGCAGAUUAGUGACUGCAGUGUCGACGGACGUCACACGGCUUGAGACCUUGUACAUGUACGCCCACGAUGCUUGGCUGGGUCCGAUACAGAUCGUUGUGACCCUCGCGCUCCUAAUCAACAAUUUGGGGCCAUCGGCUCUGGUAGCGCUUGGAGUCAUCAUCUUCUUCACACCCUUUCAAGCUGUCAUUGUCAGCCGGAUGGUCAAAGCAAGGGCAGAUGCGGUCAAAGUGACAGAUAAACGUGUCAGCCUGAUGCAGGAAAUCCUUCAAGGUAUCAAGCUAAUCAUCCUCUUUGAGCAUCGACAAGCAUAUGCGGAGAAGGUCAGCAGCCUGCGAAGCAGAGAAAUUCACUUCAUACGGUCACACGCCAUCUGGUCUUCCUUGACCUUUAUGCUCUUCUACGCCAUGCCUAUCAUCAGUGCGACCCUCACUUUCAUGACCUACAAGCUCUCUGGUCACGACUUGGAUCCUGCAAUUGUGUUCAGCAGUCUGCAGCUCCUCAACAUCAUCAAAACGGCCCUGGUCACGGGACCGCUUGCCAUAUCUUCGCUUGCAGACGCUCAUGUCGCUCUUGGCCGCAUCUCCAAAAUCCUUCUCAGCGAAGAGAAUGCGGAGGAGAACAUACUCAAAGGUGAUCCAUCCGGAGAGCCGAAGCAUCAGUCAGAUCACGACCUUGAUGAAGAGAUAGGUCUUUCAAUCAAAGGCACGUAUGCUUUCGAAAGUGUGGGCCCGCCCAAGGCAAAGCUCGACGAGAAUGGUAAAGCCUUUGGUGCUACAAGCAGCGCGGCUGAUAAGCCUACGAAAGAACAGAUGGCGGAGCAGAAGGCGGCUGCAAAGGCAGAGAAGGAGUGUCAACAACGCGUCAAUGCGCGACGCAAAGCGCGCCGAGCUCGCGAAGAGGCUGGUGAAGACGUGUUCACUGAGGAUGAAGAGGAAGAAAGUGAGGAGGCUACGGACAGCCCAGAAGGAGCUUCCACAGAUCUUUCAAAGCCCUUUGAACUCAAAGACCUACAGCUUGAGGUGGGCCUAGGCAAAUUGACGGUGGUCUGUGGACAGAUCGGCUCCGGCAAAAGCGCUCUGUUGCAGGCUCUUGUUGGGGAUAUGCGAAAGGUCGAAGGCGAGACGCAUUUUGCAGGUCGGGUUGGCUAUCAUCCCCAGCAUGCCUGGAUCCAAAACAUGUCUUUGCGCGACAAUGUCAUCUUCGGAGCGCCGGUUGACCAGGCACGUUUUCAAGACGUGGUCGAGGCGUGCGCUUUGCGCCAAGACAUCGACAUGCUUCCGGAUGGGGAGCUUACCGAGCUGGGAGAACGCGGAGUGACCGUCUCGGGUGGACAAAAAGCUCGCAUCUCGCUAGCACGCGUUGCGUACUCUGAUUCCGACGUGAUUUUAAUGGACGACCCCAUCUCGGCUGUAGAUGCUCACGUUGGUAAGCACAUCCUUCAAAAGUGCAUUCUCUCGGGACCAAUGAAGCACAAGACACGUCUGCUGGUCACGCAUGCUUUGCACGUCUUUCCCUUUGCCGAUGAGAUCGUCUAUAUGGAAGAAGGACGAAUCAUCGAGAGAGGCUCAUAUGCGGAUCUAGUGGAACACGGCCAGCGCUUCUCGCAACUCGUGCACAAGUACGGCGGGCAGAAGGAGAAAGUCGAGGCGGCUGAUACGGGUGAGAAGAAGAAGGUGACAGUAGACAUGCAAGGCCAGGAAAAAGCUGCGGCCCAGCAGCUGACGUCAGACGAAGAGAGAGCUCAGGGAGCAGUAGGCCUGAACGUGUACGUCAAGUAUAUCCGCGCAACCGGAUCUUUGUGGCGCGUGCCAUUCUUCUUGGUGCUCUUGACCCUCACCGAGUGCAGCCAGGUCGGCAACUCCGUUCUACUCGGCUUGUGGUCGCGAGAGGGCAUCGAUGGCUGGUCUGAGGGACAGUACCUGGGUCUGUACGCUGGAUUUGGAGCAGCGCAGGCAGUCUUCAACUUUCUAGCAACAUUGACGUUCUAUUACGCUGGCUUGUACGCCUCUCUUCACCUGUUUCGCGGUGCUUUCCGCGGAGUCCUCUGGAGUCCUUUAGGUUUCCACGACGUAACGCCUGUGGGCAGAAUCAUCAGUCGUCUUUCAAAAGACGUGGAUCAGUUGGACUACGAAUUACCGAUGCACGGUUUCUCGUUCCUCAUUCUACUGGCUUCUGUUUUUGGCACCGUCGGAUUGACCAUUUAUGCUUACAACUGGCUUGGGCUCAUGUUCCCGCCUCUAUUUGCUCUGUAUCUAAUCGUGCAAACCUAUUAUCGCCGGACUAGUCGGGAGGCGAAACGCCUCGAGUCCAUCCUGCGCUCCUUCCUCUACGCCAGCUUCAUGGAGGCGCUAGAUGGCAUCGCUACUGUUCGCGCUUUCAAGGCACAAGAGCGCUUUGUAAACACUAUCCAGACACUCGUAGACACUACCAAUUCCGCAUACAUGGUGACGAUUGCGGCGCAAAGAUGGCUCUCCGUUCGGGUCGAUGCGAUCGGCAACGUCAUCAUCCUCGGCAUCGGUCUUGCGUCUGUAGGUUUUCGCGAAUCGCAGAAUCCAGCCACACUCGGUGUGGUUCUCUCGUACGCAACAAACAUCACCACAUUACUUUCCUCAAUCGUCGCGAUCUUUGCAGAGGUCGAGACGCAAAUGAACUCUGUCGAGCGGCUGCUCCACUACACGACGCUCUCGCCAGAGGGUCAGGACCACUUGCCGCAAGAUCCCUCCGGGCAGGAAUGGCCUCUGCGUGGCGCGAUCGAUUUCGAAAGCGUCCAAUUACGAUAUCGCGAAGGCUUGCCUCUCGUUCUCAACGGCUUCAAUGCUUCCAUUCGCCCCGGCGAGCGCAUCGGGAUUGUUGGACGGACAGGUAGUGGCAAAUCAACCUUGCUGGCUGCUUUGUUCCGCACGGUAGACUUGGCAGGAGGAAGCAUUCGGAUCGACGGCAUCGACGUCAACAAGAUCGGUCUCGCCACGCUCAGACACAGACUUGCCAUCGUUCCUCAAGACACGUACAUUUUCGAGUCCACUCUUCGAGACAAUCUUGAUCCGACGGGCAACGCGACGGAUCAAGCGCUCAACGCCGCGCUUCGAGCCGUCGGACUGCUACAACCUUUACAAAGCCAGUCCGAUGUCGAUGAGCACAUUGAAGGGGAGGUCAUCGAGGAACCCGAGUCCAGCGCUGCCCUCCAGCCAUCUUCGCCGUCACAGGCUGACAAGACGCCGAGCGCUGCAGCGGUCCGCUUUCAGCUGGAUCUGCACUGCCGACAGGAUUCUUUCUCGGCGGGACAAAAGCAGCUGGUAGGUCUUGCGCGCGCGCUGGUCAAAAAUUCUCGCAUCAUCGUCCUGGACGAAGCGACGGCCUCAGUAGAUGCGGAAGCGGACGCCAACGUUCAGCACAUGAUCCACACGCUGCGAAAGCGCACGCUUCUGAUCAUCGCGCACCGUUUGCACACGGUUGCAGCGGUGGAUCGCAUCCUCGUCAUGAACGAUGGGCAAGCGGUGGAGUUCGACGCUCCCCUGACCCUUUUUGAUCGGCAAGAAUCCACUUUCAGAGAUAUGUGCGAUCAGGCAAACCUCACUAGGGGGAUGAUCAUGGAGGUUCAAGCAGCUGCGGCGAGUGCGGCUAGUCGAUUCGAUGGGUUGCAUCAAAGUCGUGAGCGCGCCAAUCAGCAAGAUAGCUCCCCGUAG